Messenger RNA from Pangasianodon hypophthalmus (striped catfish), 1418 nucleotides. Its product is annotated as keratin, type I cytoskeletal 13. The transcript is spliced from 7 exons. Lineage: Eukaryota; Metazoa; Chordata; Actinopteri; Siluriformes; Pangasiidae. The coding region runs from base 58 to 1323 and encodes 421 amino acids. The record is from RefSeq and is a predicted model, not a curated record. Gene Ontology annotation, molecular function: structural molecule activity.
CCUCUCACCACUCAUUCUUCUCCAGCCUGAGCAGAACUGUACUUCAUCUUCCUCAUAAUGGCAACCACAUUCUCUAGCCGCAGCUUCAUCUCCUCCUCAGCAGCUGGCACCGGUUCUCUGAGAAGUGGCUCAGCCCUGCACCUCAGCAGCUCCCGAGCAGCCGGCAGCAUGUAUGGAGGAGCUGGAGGGUCUGGAGUGCGCAUCUCCACCACCAGUUCAACUGUCGGAGGUGGCCUAAAUCUUGCUAAUGCCAUUGAUGUCUCUGCCAAUGAGAAGCUGACAAUGCAGAACCUGAAUGAGCGUCUGGCCUCCUACCUGGAGAAAGUGCGCUCACUGGAGAAGGCCAAUGCUGAGCUGGAGCUCAAGAUCCGUCAGUUCCUCGACAGCAAGGCUUCACCCCAGGCCCGGGACUACUCCACCUACUUUGUCACCAUCAGUGACCUUCAGGCCAAGAUUCAGGGUGCCAUUGCUGUGAAUGGAGGACUGUACCUCAACAUCGAUAAUGCCAAACUUUCUGCUGAUGACUUCAAAGUAAAGUACGAGAAUGAGUUAGCCAUAAAGCAGUCAGUUGAGGCCGACAUCACUGGGCUGAGGAAGGUUCUGGAUGACCUCACAUUGGCCAAAUCAGAUCUGCAGCUGCAGAUCGAGGGUCUGAAUGAGGAGCUGAUGUACCUGAAGAAGAACCAUGAGGAAGAGCUCCUGUUGUUACGCUCUCAGAUGGGUGGACAAGUGAACGUGGAGGUGGACGCUGCACCACAGCAAGACCUGAUGGCCAUCUUGGCUGGAAUCCGCGAGCAUUAUGAAGCUGUGGCCGCUAUGAGCCGCAAAGACAUUGAGGCCUGGUUCCAGACCAAGAGUGAAGCGCUAAGCAAAGAGGUCGCCAUCAGCACAGAAACACUCCAGACCUCCAGAUCUGAAAUUACAGAGGUUAAGCGCACACUUCAGAGUCUGGAAAUCGAGCUUCAGUCACAGCUUAGCAUGAAAGCGUCUCUCGAACACACUCUGGCUGAGACACAGACCCGCUAUGCACAAAUGCUCACCGGCUAUCAGGUUCAAGUGACGAGUCUGGAGGAGCAGCUGGCGCAGCUUCGUGCUGAUCUGGAGCGUCAGGCUCAGGAGUAUCAGAUGCUGCUGGACAUCAAGUCCAGACUGGAGCUGGAGAUCGCUGAGUACAGGAGACUGCUGGAUGGAGAAGCAACCACCAGCACCACAACCACCUCUAGCACUUCCACUCGGAAGGUGGUCAUCGUCACAGAGGAGGUGGUGGAUGGUAAAGUGGUCAGCUCCUCCAGUACUUCUGAGAGCAAAACCAUCACCAAUUAAACAUCCUGAGUCUCCACGCAGCAAUGAGAUGACUUCAAGCACUGUGACAUGUUUCCUCGAUGCUCACAAAGUUAAAUAAAGUCGAGUCAAAGCAA